Messenger RNA from Fulvia fulva, 720 nucleotides. RefSeq lists its product as uncharacterized. Lineage: Eukaryota; Fungi; Ascomycota; Dothideomycetes; Mycosphaerellales; Mycosphaerellaceae. The record is from RefSeq and is a predicted model, not a curated record. The coding region runs from base 1 to 720 and encodes 239 amino acids. The transcript has 3 exons.
AUGAUCUCAACAAGGGCAGCGUGGCAACUGCAGAACAUUGCACAGCAGCCCACCAAGUUCAGCAUGGCAGACAGUGAUAGCCAAGAUGCAGCCGCCAGGGACAGGAUCAUCUCACACAUGAACAAGGACCAUCACGACUCAAUCAGCCGAUACUUGCAAUACUGGGGCAAGGUCUCCCUCUUGCCCGCUCAUGACGGUCGAAUGACCGACAUCACACUCAGCAGCAUGACACUGUCCUGCCACGGACGAGACUACCGAGUCCCAUUCGAGCCUGCCAUGACUUCCUACCGAGAGGCCCGGGAGCGUGUCGUUGAGCUGGACAAGGAAUGCCGCAAAGCACUCGGCCACUCAGACGUGACUGUCAAGCAGUACAUUCCACCCAACACUCCUAUGUACAUGACCGAAAUUGCAAUCAUCUCGGCGACUUUCCUGGCAUACAGCCAAAGGUGGUGGUUUGCAGCUGGAGGACCUGUCGGUCACAUAUGGCCUGCAUUCGCUCGGUUCAGCUGGGCGAUACAGCCUUGGGUCAUCGGGCUCAUGGUACUCAUCCACGGAACAGAGGCGGUACACUUUGCAAGCAGCAGACUAUUGCACCACUCCGUGAACCCUCGAUCGAGGGUAUUCUGGCUCUGGGCUGCGUCCUUCUUCAUUGAGGGAGUCUUCGCUCUCCGGCGUUUUGAUGAACACGUGAAGACUCUGAGAUUGAAGCAGAAGCAUUGA